Molecule: messenger RNA, 403 nt
Organism: Amoebophrya sp. A25
Lineage: Eukaryota; Dinophyceae; Syndiniales; Amoebophryaceae
Source: the annotation of a GenBank genome assembly
AUGCCUUCAACAGAGGGUGAAAACGACCCGGAAGCAGCUCUAGAGCGUGCACGUGGUCGUGCUCGACGCCGUCUCGGCCAAGAGCGCAUGGGUGAUGCUCCUACUGUCCAGGAUGGGUCCGCUUACAAGCUGAUCAGUGACUUCGAGCAACUGGAAGAGCAUUUUGAAGGCUUAGAGGUCCACGACAGCGAGUUCAUCAAGAAAUUGAUGUCCGAUAAAAAAAUGUCGUUCUGGAAAAAGGCUCAGGUCCUAAGAAUGGGUGGGCGUUUCAAUGUGAUGUACGCAGACUACGAAAAGCGUGCCGAAAUCCGCGAAUUGGCGAAGAAAGAGAGGAAAGCGUUCCUCGCAGCUGCCAGACAGGAGGAACUACACGCAACUGCAAGAGGUGUCCGUGCAGCGGCUC